This is a messenger RNA of Oryza sativa Japonica Group (Japanese rice), 6368 nucleotides long. RefSeq names its product 1-phosphatidylinositol-3-phosphate 5-kinase FAB1B. Lineage: Eukaryota; Viridiplantae; Streptophyta; Magnoliopsida; Poales; Poaceae. Gene Ontology annotation, cellular component: endosome membrane. Gene Ontology annotation, molecular function: metal ion binding; ATP binding; 1-phosphatidylinositol-3-phosphate 5-kinase activity. Gene Ontology annotation, biological process: phosphatidylinositol phosphate biosynthetic process. The record is from RefSeq and is a predicted model, not a curated record.
AAAUCAAAACAGAAACCAAAACUCCUCCCUCUCUCCUCCAAGUUCGUCGCUCUCCUCCUCUCGCCGGAUUCGCGGCGCGGAAUUUCGAUCCCCCCCGGAAGAUUCUCCCGCCGGCGGUCGCGGCGCGCUGCACCGCGUAGGCCGCGCGCGCGGGCGUGUUGGCGCCGCCGCCGCCGACGACGACGAAUGCCCAGCGGCACGCUCCGAGCCGCCGCCCCGCCCCCGCCGCCUCGCUGCGACACGGGCGCGGGGGGCGGUACAGGACGCUGAGACGGUGCCUUGGGUGUGUUCGGGAGGGGAGGGGAGCUCUCGCGUCGCCUCCGUAAGGUGGGGUGUGUGUGUGUUGGCCAUCGGUGGCGGCCAUCUUCUCGCUCGAUCUCCCGCUCCCGCGGAACCCGACGCAAUGUGGGGGCGAGGUCUGUAGAUGGUGGUUGGCCUGAUCGAUCUCCUGAUAUUUCUUAGAUUUUUGUUGCAGCAGAUGAGGAUGCAAGUAUGAAUUGCUCUUUUAGGUGGUACCAUUGCAGCAACCCAUGGAUGCCUCUGAUAAAACUUUUGCUGAUGUAGUAAAGCUUUUGACGUCGUGGUUGCCACGUCGGUCAAACCCAGACAAUGUCUCUAGGGACUUCUGGAUGCCUGAUCACAGUUGCAGAGUCUGUUAUGAUUGUGACACACAGUUCACCAUAUUCAACCGCAGGCAUCACUGUCGGCGUUGUGGUCGCAUUUUUUGUGGCAAGUGCACCACAAAUUCCAUCCCAGCUUCAAGUGGCCCUGACAGAAAUAUCGAUGAAGGGGACAAAAUUCGUGUCUGCAACUUUUGCUUUAAGCAAUGGGAGCAAGAGAGAGCCGCUGCUAACAAGCAGAUGAUGCCAUUGCUUAGUCCUUCCUUGUCUGAGGCAAGUCUGUUUAGCACCAAGUCAGCUAUCACCAUAAAUAGUGUUAGUACAACAGCUGGAUCUUACUCUACUGGACACUAUCAACAUGUGGCUCGUGCUUCCAGCAUUAGUCCACCCAAAAGUUCCCAAGACAAAGUGUGUCAUGAUAUGCUAGACACCCAUGUGCCUGAGAAAAGUAUGUCCGCUGUUUCAAACAAAGAUGAGACUUCUUCAGUUCAUUUUGGCUAUUACACAAACAGGAGUGAUGAUGAAGAAGAAGAGUGUUCUGCUUACUGCUCUGAUAGGCAGGUACAACAUCAACAGCAUAAUGACCAUUAUUAUGGUCCAGAUGAGUUCGAUGAGCUUGAAUCAUCCUAUAAUCCAACAAUAUCUCCGACAGUUGAAGAAAAUGUAAUUUCUAAAGAAGUAUCCUCUCAUGCGACUGACCAAGGAUUCCCCAGCACAUUGCCUGUCACAAAAAUGGAUGAUGAACCUGAUCCUGACAAUAGUUCUGAGUGUGGGGCUGCUUCGUCCAUUUAUGCUCUUGAAAGUACUGAUACAAAUCCAUUGGAUUUUGAGAAGAAUGAACUUUUUUGGUUUCCUCCUGAACCAGAAGAUGAAGAAGAUGAGAUGGAAGUUGGAUUGUUUGAUGAUGACGAUGACGAUGAGCCUGUAGCUGAUAGUGAGCAGCGUCGCAUUCGAUCAUCCAGUAGCUUUGGUAGUGGUGAAUUCCGAAACAGAGAUCGGUCAAGUGAAGAACAUAAGAAAGUAAUGAAGAAUGUUGUCGAUGGGCAUUUCAGGGCUUUGAUUUCACAACUGUUGCAGGUGGAGAAUAUUUCAUUACACGAGGGUGAUGAAACAGGUUGGUUGGAGAUUGUUACUUCAGUAUCAUGGGAAGCUGCAAACUUUCUCAGACCAGACACAAGCCAAGGUGGUGGCAUGGAUCCUGGUGGAUAUGUUAAGGUCAAAUGCUUAGCGUGUGGGCACCGUAGUGAAAGCACUGUUGUAAAAGGAGUAGUCUGUAAGAAGAAUGUUGCACAUAGGCGCAUGACAUCCAGAAUAGAGAAGCCUCGUCUCCUCCUACUAGCAGGUGCUCUUGAGUACCAGCGAGUCACGAAUCAGCUAUCAAGCAUUGACACGUUGCUCCAGCAGGAAACGGAUCAUCUUAAAAUGGCAGUCGCGAAGAUUGUUGCUCAAAAGCCUAACUUGCUUUUGGUUGAACAUACAGUUUCUCGCUAUGCUCAGGAUUUGCUACUAGAAAAGAACAUAUCACUCGUUUUAAAUAUAAAGAGGCCCCUUUUGGAUCGAAUAGCUCGUUGCACAAAUGCUCAUAUCGUUCCUUCUAUUGAUCUCCUACCGUCUCAGAAGCUUGGUCAUUGUGAGUUGUUUUAUGUGGACAAAUACGUUGAACAUUCCGUGAACUCAAAUAAUACAGCAAAGAAAAUGCCAAAGACCAUGAUGUUUUUUGAAGGAUGCCCAAAGCCAUUAGGUUGCACUGUUCUGCUGAAGGGUGGUAGCAUGGAUGAGCUAAAGAAAAUAAAGCAUGUGGUACAAUAUGGCAUAUUUGCAGCAUAUCACCUGGCCUUGGAAACAUCUUUCCUUGCAGAUGAAGGUGCUACCCUACCAGAAAUUCCAUUGGAAUCUCCAUUGACUGUAGCCUUGCCAGAUAGCCGGUCUACUGCAGACAGCUCUAUUUCAACAGUGCCAGGUUUCACGUUUAAUGUUUCCAACAGCCGGCAAACAACUGAUGGUUUUGAGCACCCUGUCGCAGGCUCUAUUAGAUCAACUGACCCAGGUGGAACAGAUGUUCCACCAGUGUCCAAUGAAUGCACUACUCAAACUCGAACUACCUUCUCUCAUUCUUCUGGAACUUGGUCUGCUAACGGCGGUAGUUUGAACAGCAAGACAGUUGAUAGAAUAGAGAAGGCAACUGCAACUUCAGCUACAACAUCUGGUGUACUUAUGGAUCAUUCAUAUACAUAUUCUACUCUAGAGAAAAAUUGGUAUUCUGGUGAUUAUCAUGAGUAUGGUUCAACCAUGUCAGAUGUUAAGACAAUGACGACAGUUUUAGCCAACUCAAAUGGUAGUUGUCAUCAUGGCACAUCUGAGGCCAGCACCAACAUCACUAAUUUUGCUAAUCUAAAGGAGCCUUUUGAUGGUUCAAUUGAUUUGGCUAAUGUGGAAAAUGUCACAAACAGCAAUGUGGUGAUGGUGCAACCAGUGCCUAGUACUGCUGUACAAAAUCAAGAAACUAAUCAAGGACAUGAGAGCACAUCAAAUAAGGAAGAAAUUAUGGCUUCUGAUCAUCAGAGCAUCUUAGUCGCAUUAUCCAUACGAUGUGUCUGGAAAGGAACUAUUUGUGAGCGUUCACAUAUGUUACGCAUAAAGUAUUAUGGUAACUUUGACAAGCCUCUUGGAAGGUUUUUGCGUGACUGCCUAUUUAAUCAGGGUUAUCAGUGCAUUUCCUGCGACAAACCACCUGAAGCUCAUGUCCAUUGCUACACACAUCAGCAGGGAAGUCUAACGAUAUCAGUUAGAAAACAUACAGAAUUCGUUUUGCCAGGGGAAAGGGAUGGGAAGAUUUGGAUGUGGCACAGAUGUCUAAAGUGCCCUUGGAGCAAUGGAUUUCCACCAGCAACUCUAAGGAUUGUCAUGUCUGAUGCUGCUUGGGGUCUGUCACUUGGUAAAUUUUUGGAACUUAGCUUUUCAAAUCAUGCAGCUGCAAGUAGGGUAGCCAGUUGUGGUCACUCUCUCCAUAGGGACUGCCUUCGGUUCUAUGGGUUUGGAAAAAUGGUGGCAUGCUUCCGAUAUGCGCCAAUUAAUGUUCAUUCUAUUCAUGUACCGCCUUAUAAACUUGAUUUCAGUCACCAGCCUUUGGAUUGGAUACAAAAAGAAGCAAAUGAGGUUAUUGACCGUGCAAAGGUUCUCUUUGAUGAAAUAUCACGGGCUUUACAUCAGCACUCUGACAAAAGGGCUCAUAGUGGUUCUCUUAACAUGGAAUGCGGCAAUCACAUUGUUGACCUUGAAGGAAUUCUUCGAAGGGAGAAGUUAGAAUUUGAGGGAUGUCUGAAUAAAGUUAUCAAAAAGGAGACGCAGAAAAUUCAACCAGACAUUCUUGAGAUCAAUAGGUUGAGGAGGCAAUUACUCUUCCACUCUUACUUGUGGGAUCAAAGACUGAUAUCUGCUGCAAGGUCAGAUAGAAGUCAUCAAGAACCAUAUAACUUCAAGCCAGCUGAUAAAGAGAUGGUCCAGUCUAUAGGUAGUAUUGCUGAGCAAAAUGCCAUAGAAAAGCCUCAAAGUGAAAUUAGUGCAACUGAGGCUUCCUUUAAAGAUCAUAAAUAUGUUGAGUGCCUUCAGGAGAGCAUUGAUGGCGGGAAUAGCCCAGGAGUUGAUCCAUGUAAUAGCUGUCCUAACCAUGACCAGCAAAUAGCCAUAAGUGAAUCUGAUUUAAUCCAAAGGGGCAGCAAAACACCUCUCCACAGCAGCGUCAGUAUUAAUGUGGAGUCUGUUCCACUGGAAUCUGAUAUUGUAGCUCGACGCACCCUUUCAGAAGGACAGUUUCCCAGUUUAUUGGAUGUUUCUAAUGCGCUUGAUGCAAAAUGGACAGGUAAAAAUGAUCCUGUCCCUAGCAGUGCGAUAGUACCAGAUUGUGUGGCAUCCUCAGAGGAUUCAGAAGAACAUGUGACUGAUACACCUUCAUAUGCCUCUGUCUUCCUGAACAAGCUAGGCGAUAGUGCAGAGGACCAGUCCAACUGGCUUGGGAUGCCUUUCUUACAACUUUACCGUGCUCUAAACAAGCAGUGGUGUCGCUCAAACAGGUUUGAUGCUCUCAAUGAAUAUACUCCUGUUCAUGUUUCUUUUCUUAGGACGGUGGAGCGCCAGGUUGGGCCCAAAUUUCUCUUUCCAAUUGGUGUUAAUGACACUGUUGUUGGGAUUUAUGAUGAUGAACCUACUAGCAUCAUCUCCUAUGCGCUUGCUUCCCAUGAAUAUCAUCUUCAGCUAUCAGAUGAACUGGAAAGCGACACAACAGAUAAUUCACUCUCAGUAACUGAUUUGAGAGGUGCUUCAUUAACUGAAUCAGUGGAUGAAACUGCUUCUGAACUUCUAAGAAGUUUUGUUUCUACAGAGGACAAUAUCCUCUAUUUGUCAGGAGGCAAGAAUCCAUCCCCUUCAGAUCCACUCGCAUACAGAAAAGCAAGUCACAUAAAGGUGAAUUUUGGAGAUGAAGGUCCUUUAGGACAAGUGAAGUAUACUGUAAUUUGUUACUAUGCAAAACAAUUUGAUGCUUUGAGGAGAAUAUGCUGCCCAUCAGAGCGUGAUUUUGUCAGGUCACUUAGUCGUUGCAAGAAAUGGGGUGCUCGAGGAGGAAAAAGCAAUGUAUUCUUCGCAAAAUCACUCGACGAUAGAUUUAUAAUUAAGCAGGUUACCAAGACCGAAUUAGAGUCUUUCAUGAAAUUUGCUCCAGAGUAUUUUGGAUAUAUUUCAGAGUCAAUUGUGACUGGCAGUCCUACUUGUAUUGCGAAAAUUCUUGGUAUUUAUCAGGUUAAGAGCCUGAAAGGUGGAAAGGAGAUGAAGAUGGAUGUUCUAGUGAUGGAAAAUCUUCUGUUUGAACGUCAUGUGACAAGAUUGUAUGAUUUAAAGGGAUCUACAAGAUCAAGAUAUAACCCCGACUCAAAUGGUAGCAAUAAAGUACUUCUUGAUCAGAACUUACUUGAAGCUAUGCCAACCUCCCCCAUUUUUGUUGGGAACAAGGCAAAGCGGCUGCUAGAGAGAGCCGUUUGGAAUGAUACUGCAUUCCUUGCUUCCAUAGGUGUAAUGGAUUACUCUUUACUUGUUGGUGUUGAUGAGAAGAAGCAUGAACUUGUGAUGGGCAUCAUAGAUUUUAUGAGGCAAUAUACAUGGGACAAACAUCUAGAGACAUGGGUGAAAACCUCAGGAAUAUUGGGCGGACCAAAGAAUGUUGCACCUACAGUAAUAUCACCGAAGCAGUACAAGAUGAGGUUCAGAAAAGCCAUGUCGACUUACUUUCUUGUUGUUCCAGAUCAGUGGUCACCUCCAGCAGUAGUCCCUAGCAAGCAAGGGGCUGAGAACAACCAAGAUAACGAUUAAAUUCUCUCAACGAGGUCAUGAAACAUUGUGACCUUUUAAAUGCAGGGAAGUACUCGUUAAAUGACCCAUUUUUUGGGGUGACGUGUAUAGAUUUUGAUUCAUUACAAUUUUGCUCAUUUCGAUUGGGUAGCGCUAUUUAUAUGGUGCCUUUUUGAUUCCCUAUUUAUUAUUUGGGAAGAUCAAGUGUACAAAUGUUAGCUGAAGUAUUUGGAUGCUCUAGAUAGAAUUCAACCAGUGUUGUAUAGGACUAUAUAAAUAUUUUUCUGCACAUCAUAUAGAUCAGUAAGCGCACUGAGAUAUAAUAUACAAUGUAUAAGAAAAUAGAAACAUCCAUUUUUGCCGUUGCAAAAAAAAUUUUACCCUCUUGUUUAUCCAUGUUUAACAUAA